UUGGACACAGUUGGGUACGUUCACCGUGCAGACGGACAGCUGCAGGUACCUGCUGUCUGAACACGAAGGAGACCGAACGGUGGAUGUAACACUGGGAUUAAAAGGUGGAGAAUGAGCUGUGGACGAGUUUAAACACCUUUGUGUGUGUGCGUGCACAGGUGAACAGUUGCUCCAUGUGAACCCCAGCGAGAGACCGUGAACUGCCCACGAGGACGACCAUGAAGCGCAACAAGCAGAUCGACAUCAAGCUCGCCCUCGCUCUGGCUGGCACCUUUAACUUCCUGUGCUGCUGUGCCCGAGCCUGCCUGCUGCCCUUCCUCACGCUGUACUUCAGACAGCUCGGCCUCUCUCCGGCGAUGACGGGCAUCGUCAUGGGAACCAAACACCUCAUAACGCUGGUCUGGACGCCCGUGGCGAGCCUGCUGUCCAAACACUACAACAAGAGGCGAGCGGUGAUAACCGGCUCUCUCGUGUGCUCGGCGGCGGUCGCUCUGGUUCUGCUGCUCAUCCCGCCGACAGAUGUGGGCGCACGGAUCGGCAACUGCAACAAGUCUGAGCUGAGUCCAACACAAAGUUCAGGUGGUAACCUGAUCGAGAGUAGCGGCGGACCGACCACGACAGUUCACCCAAAAACUCUUGGCGUCACGACGCCUCCUGACACAAAGUCCGCUCUGAGCAGAACUUCAGUGUAUCGCCUGUCACCAGAUAACAUAACUACAUCAGUCAACGACAGUCUUGGAGAACCAUCGAUUGGUGCUCCCAUCGUGAACCAGACCACCAACUCUGUGGCAGCUCCGGUGAGGAACAAAAGGUCAACAGAGGAGGCGACGGAGAAGACACACUUCGACUUUCUGGGCAGCCUGAAGGCGAUGGACCCUCAGCACCAACUCUUCUUCUUGAUCCUCAUCACCGUGUCGCUGUUUGAGUCUGCGUCCGCCCCUCUGGAGUGGACGGCGGACGACGGCUUGUAUGAAUAUCUGGACUAUGCGGACGCUUCUGACCGCUACAGCAGCACUGGUGUCUGGGGUUUACUCGGAGCGGCGUUCGGCGUCGGAGGAGCUGGUUUGCUCGUCAGCCAGUUGAGCUGCUUCAUCGCAGAUCAGACGCCUCGGAGUGCGGUGCAUUUCUUCUGCUACGCCGCCGUGGCAGUUUUAGCGCUGCCCGUGGCAUCCUACCUCCCGUUGUACCUGAAUAAGAAGCGAGACCGAGCCAACGGGCUCCUCAAAGCCAUGCAGCUGGUUCGCAACUCCCCUCGCGCCCUACUCUGCGCAGCCACCACCCUGCUGGUCGGGGUCGCCACCUCGGCGGUGGAUAACUUCCUCCUGUGGCAGAUGCAGGAUCAUGGGGGCACUGAGCUCCACAUGGGGAUGUCUCUUGCCCUCGCUCUGCUCUCACAAGCCAUCUAUCCUCUUCUAGCCAGCCGUGUGUCAAAGCUCCUCAGCCCGGGACGGGUACUAGCCAUCGGUGCUGCCAGUCUCGGGUUGCAGUGCUUCUACUACUCCUUCCUCUGGGGGGCGUGGGCGGCGCUUCCUGCUCAGGUGUUGAGCUGUUUCAGCAGUGGUGCCCUCUGGUGGGCGGUGAAAGUGCAGUGUGACGAUGUCGCCACGCCGGGGGCUGAGAGGAGCGUGAGGAGGAUCUACACCGCUCUUUCUGUACACUUGGGGAGCGCGUUGGGGAGCUUUGUAGGAGGUUUAGUGGUGCAAAGGUUCGGGCUGGCGUGGCUGUUCAUCGGGGUGGCGGUGGGUUUGAUGCUGUGGUGUGUCUGCCUGCCUGUCCUCCAGUGGAAAGCCCCUCGCCAACGCAGGAUUAACUAUUCCCGCCUUUUGGCGGCCGAUGCUAGCGAAGCCAGCGACUCUGAGUCUGAACAGGAGAGGGACUGGCUCGAUAAAGCGAUGGAAGACGACCGAGGCAAUAACAACCAUGCACGGAGGGCAUACCACUGAUCCACCUUUAAAAAUGAACAUUUGCAUAAGUAAUCAAUUUCCUUACAAAGCACACAAGACAGCAGGAUGAUGGGAGGGCAAACGACGACUGAAACACUGACUGUAAACACAACACCUGUGCACAAGGCGAGACUGAACUUGACCACGCCCGCUGAGUUCUUCAUCUGAAGUUUGUUGUCUUGUUGUUGGACUCUCUGUGAGCCGAUGAAGCGCUUAAACACUGAUCAGCCCUCAGUCGGUUUGUGUAUUCAACUGCAGCACAUUCGAACUGUGAGAUUCUCGCGUGAACGUACACGGACAUCCGUGUUUGCUUCCCUGUCAGUGUUUGUCUAACCUGUAUUUCAAAGUGAGCUUGUUUAUCAUACCUCGUGUCAAACUGCUGCACCUCAGGCUGAUAGAAACACAUGUGGAUCACAUGUGGAGCCUAAUUUAAAGUUUGUGUGUCUCAGUUCAGAUACUUCUUUUAGUACUCUUCUAUGUAGUACACUGGUGUACUUCCUCAAUUCGAUUAGGCCAUUGUGAACUUACCACAAAUGACAUUUUCACAACAUUUUACUUUAAUUGCAACCGCGCCGGCCAUUAGUGCCAACGUUGGACUGCAGAAAUAUAAAUAUAAAACAUAUGCACAACUUGGGGUUGAUCGUUGCCGCAGUAGCAGAGUUCGACUCCGACCUAUGGCCCUUUGCUGCAUGCCACCCCUCCAUCACUCUCCAGCUGUAUCCUUCAAAUAAAGCCCCAAAAAAUAUCUUUAAAAACAUUUGUACAACUUAGAUUUGUACUUUCAGCUCCAGCAGGUGUCAUUUUCACAAUGCCGGUCAUCCCUUGUCUUCCACUUCGUAGCCAAAAAUGGCGACCAUUGGGAAUUAACAGGAAUUUAUGGGAAUAAACAGGAAGAAACUGGGAAUUUACUAAUCUAUUUUAGCUUAACUUCCCAUGGUUUCCAAUUAUAUAAUGGAAAUUUACCAGAAACCUUGUAAUCCUAGUGUGGAAGUACUUGUUUUACUCCUUAAAUCUUGCUUUAGAUUGUUGAUACGGCGCUGUCAUUACCUCAACACUCCCGAGUUUCAUCCUGAACUCUGUAGUACACUGAAGUGAAACCUAACAGCUAAAAGUAUGUAUUUCUACUUCAUAUCGAAGUACACAAACUGACACAGUCCAACCUGAAACAGUGUCAAAGUGUCAAAAACAAGACGACGGCGUCUCGAGCCACCACACGCUGUGCUUCUCAGUGGCUCAUCUGAAUACACUGUCCGUUCCUUACACUGUCAUUGAUUUCAGCAUCAGCAGCCUAAAUAAAUAUUUGCUUUCGUUCCUUCAGGCGUGAAUCUGUCUCUGCUUUGGAAACUGUAUCGACUCUUUAAAUAUCUUUCUUAGUCUGUCAUGUAUUGUGGCUGAAUCUGCACACACAGCUUGAGCAAUCCAUGAAUGAAUGAAUAAACGCAGACGUCCCUCGGCGGUGUCGGACGCUCCAUGCAGACGGAUGCACGCUGCACUCUCCCAAACAUCUGGCGUGGCCCCGGCUGCAUGAUAUCAAGUCAUCCCCCAGUAUGUCGCCGUAAACAGCUGAACUCAAUCAGGCGAGAUGGAAAAUUGAUGAUGAAAGACAGCUCGAUUCCCCUGUGGAGAGCGCCGCUGUGGUGGUUAGAGCGCAGCGGACCAUUGAAAAGACAGAUGUUUGUGAUUUA
This is a messenger RNA of Larimichthys crocea (large yellow croaker), 3628 nucleotides long. RefSeq names its product major facilitator superfamily domain containing 6-like (gene mfsd6l). Bases 219 to 1943 code for a protein of 574 amino acids. NCBI's taxonomy places the organism in Eukaryota, Metazoa, Chordata, Actinopteri, Sciaenidae. The transcript is spliced from 2 exons. Gene Ontology annotation, cellular component: membrane. The record is from RefSeq and is a predicted model, not a curated record.